This is a messenger RNA of Populus euphratica (Euphrates poplar), 1085 nucleotides long. RefSeq names its product thaumatin-like protein. The coding region runs from base 132 to 875 and encodes 247 amino acids. The transcript is spliced from 2 exons. The record is from RefSeq and is a predicted model, not a curated record. NCBI's taxonomy places the organism in Eukaryota, Viridiplantae, Streptophyta, Magnoliopsida, Malpighiales, Salicaceae.
GCCGUUGUUUAACCAGUCAAAAUCCUUUCGUGGUGGCAGAACGUAAGGAAAUCCAACCCCCACCUCCCCUCUCGUGUACAAAUAUGCCAUAAAACCAACAGGUCCCAAAAUCACCAAAAAUUCAAGAACAAAUGUCGACUUCUUCUCAUCAGUUUCUUCUCUUCUUCCUCUGCAUGAUCAUCUCCCUUUCCAUCACAGAUGGGACUGAACUCAUUAUAGCAAACAACUGCAAGGACAGCAUAUGGCCUGGGAUCCUUGGCACUGCAGGGCAUGUCACCCCUAGAGAAGGCGGCUUCCUUCUACUCAGCGGAGAACAAACAGUCCUCCAAGUCCCUGACAAGUGGUCAGGAAGAAUUUGGCCAAGACAAGGUUGCUGUUUUGAUGAAACCACUGGCAGAGGUUCAUGCCAGACCGGAGACUGUGCCGGCCUUUUACAGUGUAGAGGCGUUGGUGGUGUCCCUCCAGCAACUUUAGUGGAAAUGACACUUGGAACUUCAGAAUCCGCCUUGCAUUACUAUGAUGUGAGUUUGGUUGAUGGAUUUAAUGUUCCAGUUUCCAUGAUGCCUGUUGGUGGUGGUGCAGGGUGUGGAAUUGCCGCUUGUGAGACGGAUCUGAAUAUCUGUUGCCCUUCUACAUUGGUUGUGAAGCGACAGGGGAAGGUGGUGGGUUGCAAGAGUGCAUGCUUGGCUGCAAAAACUGAUAGAUAUUGUUGUACUGGGGAGUAUGCAAAUCCUAAGAGUUGCAAGCCUACUGUUUUUAGUCAUCUUUUUAAGGCAAUUUGUCCCAAGGCCUAUAGCUUUGCCUUUGAUGAUGCUUCAGGGCUUAAGACUUGUAAGGCUUCUCGGUAUGUUGUUACCUUUUGUCCUCCUAAUUGAUGGUGAUUUAAGCUCAGGAAUCCAGAGGACGAGAAGCAUUGAUUGACAUGUUAUCUUCAGCCCUCUUCUUUUUAUUUUUCACACUUGCUUGAUUUCUAGUUAUGUAUGGCAAUUAUAAGCUAGCUUAACGAGAAAACACGGUGUGGAUUUCACUUGAUGGGGACUGAUCUACUGAUUUAAUUUCGAUGUCCUCUCUCUAUUUCCUCUGCC